CCAAGGCUUGUUGGACCAUUCGCCACACAAUGCAGGCUCAAAAGUGAAAGAGAGGAAACUACAUGGGACUUGUCCUCCUGUUGGUCGUGGAAACCAUGGAAAACCAUGUUUGGGUGAAAGCAGCCACAGGUCCUCAUUUUUCAGUCCCCACAAUGGUUUUCACACGAUACAUUCAGAGCACAGUCCUGUGAAGCCAAGGAUAAUUACAGUGGUGAAACCCGGGGGACGAACGCUCAGGAGGAUAACCUUGCUUCUCAACAGGAGAUCAGUACAGACCUUUGAGCAGCUGCUGGCUGACAUUUCAGAAGCUCUGGGAUUUCCUCGUUGGAAGAAUGACCGUGUGAGGAAGCUGUACAAUCUGAGAGGCAGAGAAAUCCGAAGUGUUUCUGAGUUCUUCAGGGAAGGUGAUGCGUUCAUAGCUAUGGGGAGGGAGCCGCUCACUUUGAAGGACCUGGAGGUGGUAUUACAAGAGCUUUAUCCUGAAAAUCCUUAUGCUGCCAGUGCUGCCAUUCAGCAGAAUGAGGAGCAGUCCCAAAAACUGAAGAGUGGGCUGUAUGACAAGGCCUCAAAAGUAGACAGUGGCUUUGAUGAGACAGAAAUGACCAAGAACUGCAGCGAUGGCUUGUCUUCCCAGUUGGUGACUGGACAUGAGGGAAAAAGUCAAGUCAAGACAAAGCAAGAGGAAAAAAUGAGAACCAAAAAAAAGUGGACUAGAGAGAGCUGGGGUGGUGAGCACGGAGUGAAGCCUUCUAGAAAAACACGAGAAAGUGAAAGGUACCUUAACCAUGAGAGGAGUUCUGAGGAAGGCUUAGAAGACAGUUCGGAGGAGGUGCUGAGGUGUGAGAAAUGCGAACAGGAAAGGCAGGCCAGAGAAAAGUUACGAAGGGAAAGGCAGGCUGAGGCCUCAUUUGAGAAUAGAGACUUGAAUGCAGGUGCGUGUCAGAGGUACCACGUAGAAAGAAAUACAAAAGUCAGGAAGUGCCGGAAGUCUCCUGAAACUUGUCUGGAGGGUGAGGAAGUUGGCUGGAAAGAUAAUGGCAGUAGGCGGAUGUGGAAGCCGCUACAUAGGAUCGUUAGUGAAGGGCUGGAGAAACAGAAGAGGAGCGUUGAGAAAGAAAGGGAUGUAGAGAAGCAUGAAAACCAUGGGAAGGAAGUAGUAAAAAUCAGGAAGAAUGCCGUAGAAGGGCUCCAGCUAUCUCAUGAAGUGAAGGAAGAUAAUGGAAGUAGCUGUGUAAUGAGCCAAAGUGGUUGGCUAAAGAAAGACUCUCUGAGGGAUGCUGAGAAAAUGUCUAAAACACAUAGGGAGGGCAGAGAGGGACAAAGGGCUAAAGAGGAAACUACCAGAAGAGAGGGGCAUGCCACAUGUAGAGAGAGUGACAUGACUCGACGAGAAAAAACAGGGGAGCGCAGAGUGAAUAAAGAAGACAACAAAGCUCAGGGAUUGGAAAGCGCAAGCCGGAGGUAUGCCAUUAAAAGCAGAACUGAUGUGGAAAAGCACUAUGAGAUUGGCAGAACUAUUGGGGAUGGGAACUUUGCAGUGGUGAAGGAAUGCCGCCACUGUGAUUCCAAUCAGAUCUAUGCAAUGAAAAUUGUUGAUAAAUCCAAGCUGAAGGGGAAGGAGGACAUGAUGGAAAGUGAAAUCCUGAUUAUUCGGAGUCUCUCUCAUCCCAAUAUAGUAAGCUUAAUUGAGGUGUAUGAGACAGAAGCUGAGAUCUACUUAAUAUUAGAGUAUGUCCCAGGAGGUGACUUAUUUGAUGCAAUCAUAGAAAGUGUGAAGUUCACGGAGCAUGAUGCUGCUGUCAUGAUCACUGACCUGUGUGAAGCACUGGUUUAUAUUCACAGCAAGAACAUUGUCCACAGGGACCUCAAACCGGAGAACCUUUUGGUUCAGCACAAUGCAGAUAAAUCUACUACACUGAAACUGGCAGAUUUCGGCCUUGCUAAGCAGGUUACAAAACCCAUAUUUACUGUCUGUGGAACACCAACGUAUGUUGCUCCUGAAAUACUUGCUGAGAAGGGCUAUGGCCUUGAAGUGGACAUGUGGGCAGCUGGUGUGAUCCUUUACAUCCUGCUCUGUGGCUUUCCCCCUUUCCGCAGUCAGGACCGUGAUCAGGAGGAGCUGUUUCAGAUCAUACAGCUGGGUCACUACGAGUUCCUAUCCCCUUACUGGGACAAUAUUUCUGCAGCAGCAAAAGACCUCAUCACCAGGCUGCUGAUAGUGGAUCCCCAGAAGCGCUACACAGCACGCCAAGUACUUCAGCACCCCUGGAUCAGAACAGCGGGGAAAACUAACAGCAGGAAUUUGCAGAGGGAAGUGACAAUAAACAUUGAGCGCCAUUUCCGGGCCCAGCGCCGAAAGGAAGUUGUUGAUGAGGACACAUGAAAUCCUUCAAGCUCAUUUUGUCUUCUUUUUAUUGAUUAAGAAAUCAUUUAUGUUUUCUUUUUUUUUAAAUGAAUUGGGAAUUUAAUGUGUAGCUGUUGGUGGCUAUUGCCAUGCCUUUUGCCUUUUUUUUUUGAUUCUGAGAUUCUGAAGGACAGAGAUCAAAUUCACAUUCACCUCUUUUGAUGUUACUUGGCAGUCUCUCUGUUGAAAGCAGUGGGGGACUAGAUAAAUUCUGGAGGGUAUCUAUUAUUUUUCUUUAAGUACACAUUUGGGCUUUUACAUCCUUUACAAAUGUUUGCUUCUGUGACUGACACUAGUGGUGAGUCUUCUCUCAACCUUUUUGUAUAUCCUCCAGGAGUUUUGUGUUUCUAAUGUUUUCAAAAUAUCUGUCUGCAUACACAUCUUGGACUAAUUCUUUAAAUUCCUUCUAUCCACAGAGAAGGAAGAAUAAAAAUAAAUAUAUACUUUAGCUGUAGAAUAUAAUAUAUAAUCAGCCAGAUACUGUUUUUAUUAAGUUGUGAGGAAAUACAAACCCUUAUUGACCAAAUCUGAUAUUUUAUGAUAUCUCCCUUGGCAACAUCUGUCACUGGUUGUUCAGGCUAAUAGAUGGUACAAUGUUGCUGUUACAAGAAGGUGGUGCUGUGUACUGUGGAGGUUUCAUUUGUUUUUAGAAGGUGGAAGAUAUGGCUGAUACCUUUUCAAGAUUCAAAUAAUAACAACUUUCAAAGAGGUUUUCUUCCUACUCUGGGCAAUAGGAGGUUAAGUGGUUCCAAGGGCACUUUGCUUCUUUUCCCAAAGUCAUAAUUAUGGAAUGGUAACUCAGUCAUUUUUCCAUAUUGAGAUUUUUCCCUCUUAGAGGCAUCCAUGUGCAUCUUUGACUUGUCCAUGCUGAUGAAGAAGAAAAAGCUGGGAAAUUGUGACUAAAGUUAACCCUUGCCUUCACAGUUUCCCUUUCAUCAAUACACUUCACAGCUGAAUUGUUUUUUUACAUUUUUUCAGUGUAGUUUAGCAAUUGGUUUAUUUGCUUGGGUUUUUUCUCACUCUUACCCUUGCUGUGACCUUUUUCUCCUUGCUUCCAUGAGAAUAGGAAAUGGGAUGAAAUUAGACUAAAAUCCAGCUUGGGGAAAAACAACUCGGCUGUGGAAAGUUCUCCCAGGGGGAGUGUCAGAUGCUCUAUUGCACGUGUUUUUUUAAUAUUUUUAUUGGAUGCAGUUUUAAAGAAAUCCUGUGGGGGAAAAAUACAGCCCAGAGAGGGGCUAUGACCUGGACCAGCUUUUGAAUCUCAGAACUUUUGAUUAACUAAUUCAAAAUGCACUUGAGUUUUCCAUUUUAUAAUGGAAAUUUAUUUGUCCUCGAGUUCCAUGUGAUAGAAAAUUAUAUUGAUGUUAGAAUAUAAGUGGUGUUGGCAUUGAAUACACAGCCUUUAGAAAUGAAAGAGGGUGUUUUACUCUUGGAGAGCUGCUGUUCUGCCUUUGUAUUUCAUAAAGACAAAUGUCAGAAGCAUUUCAGAAUCAGUGAAACAUUUUCACAGCUAUAUUAACCAGAAUAUUAUUUUUUGGUGAGUGCUAAUAUUUUGUGUGAACUUGCUGAAUAACCAAAAAGUGUAGGGUGCUGUCAUCAUGUUCCUGUUACAUCAUCAC
Molecule: messenger RNA, 4023 nt
Organism: Cyanistes caeruleus (blue tit)
Lineage: Eukaryota; Metazoa; Chordata; Aves; Passeriformes; Paridae
Source: RefSeq, a predicted model, not a curated record